CACCGGCUCUUCUGACUGACACAUCUCCGGGAUUUUAACCAUUUUUAAAAAAUAUAUAUAAUUUGUAAAUUAAUCCAAAUUAUCUUCAACUCGUUUAGCUCUUUUAUUUUUGCCACUCAAACGGUUUGUUGUUGUUUUUUAACCCGUGGUUUCAUUCGUUUUAGAAUCAAAACGUUGAUUUUCUCCAGGAUCUGUUGAGGUUUUUGUGAAGAAAGUCCUCGGAUUUGUUCGUUUUGAUCCUUUUUUCCGACCUCUGCAGGAUUUCGAGCCUCUCCCUCCUCAAAGCUCAGAAGAUGCCAGGUGACAAACAGCCGGGAGCCGAGAUGAGGUCCCUGAGUGUCGCUCGGGAUGAUGACAGCAGCAGCAUCAACAGCAACGACUCUCCGUACUCCGACUUGAUGAAGAAGGUCCCUCUGGAUGGCCAGUAUCCAGAUGUGGAUGCAGAAAGCCAAAACUUCCUCCCAGAAGUGAACCCGAACAAGAAGAAGUAUGAGGCGGAAUACCAUCAAGGCAACGCCUCCUUCGGGAUGUCCGUCUUCAACCUGGGCAACGCCAUCAUGGGCAGCGGCAUCCUGGGUCUGUCCUGGGCCAUGGCCAACACCGGCAUCGCCCUGUUUGUGGUUCUCCUAGUGGCCGUCGCCAUUUUCUCUUUGUAUUCUGUCCACCUGCUGCUGAAAACGGCCAAUGAAGGAGGUGCCCGCGUUUACGAGGAGCUGGGCCACAAAGCCUUCGGGAUGCCCGGCAAACUCGCAGCCUCCUGCGCCAUCACCAUGCAGAACAUUGGAGCCAUGUCAAGCUACCUCUACAUCAUCAAAUACGAGCUGCCCAUCGUCAUCCAGGCUUUUACGGGAGCUAACAACGAUGAGUGGUACAUCAACGGAGACUACCUGGUGCUGCUGGUUUCACUCAGUAUCAUCCUGCCCCUCUCGCUGCUCAGGAACCUGGGUUACCUCGGCUACACCAGCGGCCUGUCCCUCCUCUGCAUGGUGUUCUUCUUGAUUGUGGUGAUCAUCAAGAAGUACCAGAUCCCGUGCCCUCUGCCAAUUCCCGACUCUUUGAAUAAAACCAUGCAGAUGUUGAACGGCACCUCCCACACCGUCAACUCCACUGAGGACGAGGACACCUGCACACCAAAAUACGUCGUCAUCAACUCACAGACGGUCUACGCUCUGCCCAUCCUGAUCUUUGCCUUCGUGUGCCACCCGACCAUCCUGCCCAUGUACGAGGAGCUCAAAGAUCGUUCUCGCAAAAAGAUGCAGAGCGUUGCCAACUUGUCCUUUCUGGCCAUGUUCAUCAUGUACCUGCUGGCUGCGCUCUUUGGAUACCUCACCUUCAACAUACACGUGGAAGCUGAGCUGCUGCACACAUAUUCCAAAAUCUACAAGAAAGAUGUUCUUCUGCUGGUGGUCCGUCUGGCUGUGCUGGCUGCCGUCACGCUCACCGUUCCUGUUGUGCUCUUCCCUAUUCGUACCUCGGUCAGCCACCUCCUGUGCCCCAAGAAAGACUUCAGCUGGAUCCGCCACAUCAUCAUCACCGUGGUGCUGCUGGGUAGCACCAACCUCCUGGUCAUCUUCGUCCCCACCAUCAAGGACAUCUUUUGCUUCUUUGGCGCCUCCGCUGCCUCGAUGCUGAUCUUCAUCCUGCCCUCGGCUUUCUACAUCAAACUGGUCAAGAAGGAGCCAAUAAACUCUCCGCAAAAGAUUGGGGCCGUUUUGUUUCUGGCAUGUGGAAUCGUGGUCAUGGUUUGCAGCAUGAGCCUCAUCAUCGCCGACUGGGUCGUGAACAGCGCCAAAGACAACGGACACUAGAACCACGGCUUAACCAAAGUUCUCGGAGUUGGACUGUAACAAAUGCACGAUCAAGAUGAAAACCAGUCACGAACGAAGAAAACCAUUAAAAAAAACUCGCUCUAUGCUCAGUUGUGAUCUUCUGAGCAACAGUCCGUACCAUUCCUAGAGAACAUCUUAGAACGUGUACAGUAUGCUGUCGUAGACCACGAAGAUGGUGUUUUUUCUUUUCUCUCUUUUCAUCAUAACUUUUGACAAAUGUUUUCGUCUUUAUGUAGUUUAGGGUGCAGCUGAAAACGAAUGCAGAAACGUGCCUCGUAGCGGUGGAGUUAAGAACACGGCGUACUCUCGGGUGCGCCGGUGUUUGUGUGGCGGUAACCUCCGAGCUCAGCGUCAGCAUCCUGCUGAGAGAAGGGCGGAAAACUCCCGGAGACUGACCGGAGGCUACGUGACUUGAAUAUUUAUCCCACGGUUAUUUUUAAAAUCUUUUUUUUGUUUUUUUUUUUUACUUUGCCAAAAAUGUAUUUGUACAGCGUUUUAGAAUGUUGAAGAGCACCAGAGGUUCAGCACACGUCAGCGGCGUGCCCUAAAACGUUGCUUUUUCAGUGUUUCGACUAAAGCUUUGUGACGUCGUCGUCGUUGUCGGCUCGUGUGUCCGUUAACAACCCGACUGUGAGAACCGCUGUUGCACAAUAAGAGCACGACUUACACUGUACUUUAUAGCUUUUUAAAUAUCUUGGAGCAACGUGCACAGCAACACUACAGCUUUGAGGAGGCCGCCGAUUUCACAAAACAACCGGAAAUCCACCGAUUUCCGGUUUUUCCACCUCUCCACUCCAGAGCGGAGAGCAGGAACACGAACAAUUUUUUUUUUUUCUUUUUGGGAGAAUACGUCAAAUUUGACCACGUGCAGUGGUUGUAAUAUUUACCUGUUACAAAAACCCAACGGUUAUCUGAAGUCCAGCUCUUCACUUUGCCAGACGAACAGAAGAGCGUGGACUUUUCGUGUUUUUUUUUUUUUUUUUUUAAACGUUUCACGUGAAGAACGCGGGAGCUCGGCGAGAACUCGCUUCCCGCCUCGAGACGACGCACGGUGUCCCCGACACGAACGCGUCGUCAAACUGUCUUCUAUUUAUGGGAGAACGUAAAAUCAGUGUAAUUAUUUUAUUUAUGUACUAUUGUGUAUAUUUAUGUGUGUAUGUGUAUAUAUAAUCUAUUGCGUUCAAAUGUAAAUAUUGUUUGGUUACUUAUUUUUUUUUUUAACCAAGAAAACAUUGGCGAUGUAUAACCAAAAAAAUUCUAAUUUUUUUUUUUUAAAGCUCCUAAAUACAAAGAUGAUGGAUCAAAUAGUUCUUUUUGGCACAGCACGGUUGAGAGGACUAAACCUCUCCUGACCUCAGGAGCAAAAAGGGCUUUGCCCGUCAGUAUUAAAGUCUUGUUUCAGUGAAACACGUGU
Molecule: messenger RNA, 3243 nt
Organism: Nematolebias whitei (Rio pearlfish)
Lineage: Eukaryota; Metazoa; Chordata; Actinopteri; Cyprinodontiformes; Rivulidae
Gene: slc38a2
Product: solute carrier family 38 member 2
Exons: 16
Coding region: 294-1808 (504 amino acids)
Biological process (GO): amino acid transmembrane transport; L-glutamine transport
Molecular function (GO): L-glutamine transmembrane transporter activity
Source: RefSeq, a predicted model, not a curated record